AUGGCAAAGACACUCUCCUUCUUCGCCGCCAGUCUGGCUUUGUUCGCAUCCGCUCUCGCGGCUCCGGCACCUGCGGCAUCGUCAAACAUGCUCUACAUCGUCACCCUCCCAACCGCUACUUACACCUUUCCCAACCUCGCGCCAGCCGGCAGAGUCGACAUGGCCGCCUACAGCACCGUCAGCGCCCAAGUCCGCAUCAAAGACCUCCCCACCAUCCUCAAAGCCCGCGAGGCUGAAGCGGACGCCGACGAUGACGAAGAUGCUUCUUCCCUGCCGGUGUUCACGCAUGGCGAUGUGACGUUUACGUUUCCAAAUCUCGCGCCGGCGGGGACGGUGAAUAUGGCGGUCUACAGCACCGGGAGCGCUCAAGCCGCCGUCACCGACCUUCCUACUAUCCUCAAAGCCCGCGAGGCUGAUGCCGACGCCGAUGCUUCAUGA
Molecule: messenger RNA, 438 nt
Organism: Saxophila tyrrhenica
Lineage: Eukaryota; Fungi; Ascomycota; Dothideomycetes; Mycosphaerellales; Extremaceae
Exons: 2
Coding region: 1-438 (145 amino acids)
Source: RefSeq, a predicted model, not a curated record